AUGGCGUGCUUGAAAUUAAAAGAACUUGAAUCUUGGCUUCAAGAUAUUGACAUUUUUGAAAAACCAAAGGUGUGGCUAGAGCAAUAUGCAACCUCUCCACACAUCAGCAGCCGUAUGCUAUAUACAAUGCAGUCUUGUUAUGGAGACAUAGCAGGGAAGUUGGUAGCAGAUUUGGGCUGUGGGUGUGGUGUUCUUUCGGCAGGUGCUGCAAUGCUUGAUGCAGCACAGUGUGUGGGAUUUGAGAUAGAUACUGAUGCAUUAAGUAUUUUUUCGCAAAACAUAUCAGAACUUGAACUUACAAAUGUUGAUGUAGUGCAGUGUGAUGUGACUAAUGGGUUGUCGGUAUGUUUUGACAAAGUGUUUGAUGUUGUUGUCAUGAAUCCACCAUUUGGUACAAAACACAAUCAAGGUGUAGAUGUUAAGUUUCUUGAAGUGGCUGUGAAAUUAGCCAGUGAGGCAGUUUAUUCUCUUCAUAAAACCUCAACAAGAGAAUACAUCCUAAAUAAAGCCUCAAACUGGAACAUGAAAGCUGAAGUUCUAGCAGAGCUGCGUUUCAAUUUACCAGCUUCAUAUAAAUUUCACAAAAAGAGUUGUGUUGACAUCGAUGUUGAUUUCAUUAGAUUUUCAUUUUUAUCAUAAAAUAAAUAAUGUAUGUAAAUA
Molecule: messenger RNA, 660 nt
Organism: Schistocerca cancellata (South American locust)
Lineage: Eukaryota; Metazoa; Arthropoda; Insecta; Orthoptera; Acrididae
Gene: Mettl5
Product: rRNA N6-adenosine-methyltransferase METTL5
Exons: 1
Coding region: 1-639 (212 amino acids)
Biological process (GO): rRNA methylation
Molecular function (GO): rRNA (adenine-N6-)-methyltransferase activity; nucleic acid binding
Source: RefSeq, a predicted model, not a curated record